CCUCCCCCAUCAUCCCGCACGUGCUGCGUGCUCGCCCCUGAGCCCCUUCAUCCCGUGUGUUUCGCCAUUGGUCUGGGAUGAUGUCAUCCACAGUAGAGACAAUAGAGCCCACCUCCCCGUCAGUGUCUCCUCACACACGCAUCGCAGCUCAGAGUGACACACGCUCAGACGUGACGCCAGCUGAGUUAGCCAAGCACUUCAUCUGACAUUUAUUUCUGUAGCAGGCUUUGCGGUGUCCGGCAGAGCUGUGCAUCUUUUACCAGAGCAGGUCCUUUUUUUAUUUUUUAUUUCAAAUCUUCUUGUGGUUUAAAUGCAUGAAGACCAGAGCAGCGGGGAAGGUGUUACACAUCUGGAUCAUACCGACACAUCGGCUCGUGCUCCUCUGGACACACAGACAUGAGGAUCUCUCAAUCCGCUGCGCAGAAAUGAUGCACUCACCGCGGGACUGCCACUCUUGAUCUUCGCAUGAACCCAGAUGCCUCCCCUCCCUCUCGACGAGCGCAUAGUGGUCAUUCAGCGCCCUAAAAACCUAACCCUCUGCCAGGCUUCCCCGCAAACCAUCCCGCACCACGCCUCUCAAAUAUCAGCCUCCUCCAAUGGACAAGUCUCCCACCCUCCUAAUCUCCACCCGUCUCACUCGCACUUCUACUCUCCCUCCUGCAAAUCCCUGACUCUGGAAUGCAAGCGCAGAUCUUCACGUGUGCAGAAAUUCAAGGGCGAGCAGCCUGUGAUCCCAGCGGGAGUCAGACACAUCCCUAGCCACUGCCACAGCAAUGGCACAGUAACACUGGGCCCCCGGCUGCCCUCCCACACUCAUACUAUUGAUAUCAGAGUGACUGUGGACAAAGGAGGACGGGCAGGAGGAUUCAGCAACUCGUUAGAACGCAGCGGAAGUGUAAAAAGUGGCAGAGGGAAAUGCGCCUCUUCGCAGCUCGAUCAAGGACAAUGUGAGAGAAAGACCGGAACCGCAGGGAGGCCAGGCGGAGCCGAGCACAAGUCGCAGCGAAGUCGCCACAGUCAGCUGUCGACUUCCCCCGGGGGGGUCCUACAGUUCGUCCCCGCUCAGGCGCAGCAGCAUAAGUUCAGGAGCGAGAAGGAGAACGCCAGCUUCCUCAACAGAGGCGACCAGGAGUUUCCCUCCCUAGGUCACAAGAAGAAUUCCAAACUGGGAACUGUCCAUCAAAGCCAUAACAGUCACAGUCUGCCCUACCACCACAACUCCGUCCCCGUGCCCCAUGCCGCCAUCCUAAACUCCAACUAUCCCGGAUCCCCUCCCUCCCAACCCACCCAUGUCCCCGUCUCCUUUCAGCAGCUCAGCCAGCCUCACCCGUCCCGCGCCAGGGAUCAGCGCCCCCACAUUCUUCAUGGUCUGCCCCUCUCCCCUUGCUCCUCCCACGCCGGAGGCUUCCCCAGCCCUGACCAUACCUGCACCAUCGACUGCACCCACCCGUUCAGCUGCGGCUGCUGGAGGUUGGUGAAAUGCAGAGGGUGUAAGGCGCACUCCGCCGGCUGCCAAGGAGGUGGAGGAAGCUCUUCCACCUCGUUCUCCUGUGUUCACAAUGUCGGAGCAGUGAAGAGAGGAGGCAAAGAAAUGGGCCUGAGAAAUCUGGGUGGGUGUCUCUCCACCACCUCCACCUCCAACACCUCCUCCUCCAACAGCACUGUGUCUGACUGCCGAGCGAGCCUGUUCAAACCUCUCCGCUGUGCCUCCUGCUCUGGCGAGGCCAGGAACUUCGAGAGUCCUGCUAUCCUUCGCAAAAAACUGGUAGGGGGAUGUCUGCCCUGUACCCCUCUGUCCUCCUCAGCCCCUCUCCGGGCGAUACAGAGCUGCGUCACGGGCUGCAACCCCAAAGCCUCUCAGACAGGUAGCUCCACCUGCAGCUACUGCAGCAGCGACCCCAUCGUGGUCACGUUCAACCCCCGCCGAGGCAAACCCCCGGGAAGAGGCGUCGGAGCGGCUCACCAGAUGGGUGUGUUCCAAGCCGACGAUGAUGACUACAGCGUGCGCACGAUCUGGCCUGAGGAACUGGCCAAGAAGAUGACCCAUUCCAAAGGCCAAAAGAAUCACUGUGGCGGGAUGGGAGCGGGGGUCGGGCAGUCGUGCGGAGGCCAGGCUCAAAAUGGCAGCAACGGAACGGGCCUCGUCCUCUUGGACUGUCAGAACCUUCAAGAAUACGCGCCGCCUCAGCUCACAGAUCACGCCGGCCGCCGGCGGCUUCAGCAGGGCAAAAUGGCCGCGCUGGAUUUUAUGGGCUACAGGUCAGGAUCUGGGUACGACGAAGGCCGGAACUCGCUGAAGAGGCUUUUGAAAAAAGAUGGAGGAAUGGACGACGGUCUGGAGCAGGACGGAGAUGCAGCAUAUCCUCAUUCCCCGUCUCCCCGCUCGGCCUCCCCGCCGUCGCCCGUGUCCUUCUCGCCUCCGCCGUCCGCCCCCAGCACACUCAUCAAACCCAAACCCUGGCAGAGGGAGAGGGAGGGGGGGCACUCUCUGCCCUCGGCUCAGUCCCUUCACCUGGCGCUGAACUCCCUGAACAGAGAGCAAGACGAGGAGAACAGCAGAAUGCACCUCUCUCUGCCUCUCUCCUCGUCACUGCCGGCGUCUCUGUCCGAUGAGAGUGUGAUGACUCCUGACGCAGAGAACGCCGUGGUCAGUCCCAUCCUGCCCUUCCUCUUCCUGGGGAACGAGAGAGACGCCCAAGACCUGGACCUGCUGCUGCGCCUCAACAUCGGCUACGUGGUCAACGUGACCACACACCUCCCCCUCUACCAUGUCAACUCCGGACUGCGCUACAAACGGCUGCCCGCCACCGACAACAGCAAGCAGAACCUCCGGCAGUACUUUGAGGAGGUGUUUGAGUUCAUUGAGGAGGCCUAUCAGAGUGGACAGGGAGUGUUGGUGCACUGCCAGGCAGGCGUGUCUCGCUCUGCAACCAUCGUCAUCGCCUACCUUAUGAAGCACACCCUCAUGACAAUGACAGACGCCUACAAGUACGUGCGGAGCCGGCGACCCGUGGUGUCCCCCAACCUGAACUUCAUGGGCCAGCUGCUGGAGUUCGAGAGGGACCUCAACUCUGGGGUGACUCCUCGCAUCCUGAUGCCUAAACUUAACGGUGUGGAGACGCAGGUGAUGAAAGGAGACACCCCAGUGAACAGCACCAUGAGUGUCGGCCAAGCCAGGAAACUGGUGGAGCAACUGAAGAUCGAGGCAAGUUUCUGCAGGAUAAAGGUAUCAAAGGCAGCGGCCGACCUGAUGGCGUACUGCGACGCACACGCCUGUGACGACCCCCUGAUCACCCCCGUGCCCACCUCAGAGAACCCUUUCAGGGAGAAGAAAUUCUUCUGCGCUCUGCUUUGAGACAAAUCAGGGAUUGUUGUGAUUAAAAGUACAACUGUACAGUAUGUACAUGUAUGUACAGUGUGUACACGUACUUCCAAUUGAAAUAAGACAUCAAUGUACUAUAGUAACCUUGCAUAAAACCUGCCGAUGUACAGUACAUAAUCAACGACUUAAUGUCUUGAACUAAAUUCUUUAACUGCUAACAUCUGUCCCAGUGUUAGAGGGGAAGAACAAAAAUAUCAUGGGAAUCUGAAACCUAAACGCUCAAUCAACAGAGUGAGGGUUAUUACGACCAAGACCCAAAAACCAGACUAGUAGUCCGAAGAAAUUUUAGAAACAGAAUCACCUGGUUGAAAACAUGUACAUCUCAUGCUCAUAUAUAUAUAUAUAUAUAUAUAAAAUAUGUAUACAUAUAUAUAUAUAAUACAGGUAACUGCCAAAAAGGUCUUUCUGAGCAUCACCUGUCUUCACACUCCUCCAGUCACAGGGAUCCUGCAGCUUCUGGAUCAUUUAACUGGGACGCUAAAUUCCCACAUUAGGUCUAUUGAUUAUGGUGGUGCUACAUGUGUCAGAUGCUGCUCUGAUAGGUCAGGGCUGCAACUUCUCCCCAUUAUAAACUCCACAUCUACAUUUGAGAUCUGGCAACUGAGAAAAAGACAAGCCUAUGUUAGGUAAUUAAGUAUGACAUUUAACAUAGAUGACACCGUUUCCAUUUGGUGAUGCAGGUAAUAACUUCCAUCCUCCAUCAGAACAGAGAUGCUUUACUUAAACAGAAUGUUUUCUCCAUUAACAUUUAGCGCUGCAUCUCAUAUCAUCAAUAUAUUUUUUAUAUUUUUUCCCUCUGUUUUGGCAGUUACUUGUAUCUAACAAGGACAACUAUUUAUGAGUGGAUUAUAACCAUAUAAUGUCUUUCUUUCAAGGUUUUAUUAAGACUUUAGCAUUUUGCUCAUUUCUAUACUGUUGCUGUAGUGUGGAUGUGGAAGUGUGUGUGUGUGUGCAGAGGUGCUACUGUGAAACUUAAGCAACAACUCUGAGCAUCUGAUCACUGUCAUAUCAAGAUUUUAUAGUUCAAUAGCACACAGGCCCAAAUUAAAAAAAAAAAAAAAAAAAAAACAUUCCGGGGUUAUGGUAAUAUAAUUUACAAUCUAAGCCACUGAAGCAAAAUCAGCUAUUCAGUUAUUGUGAUUGUUACAUGAACAGUUUUCUAUUUCUUUAAGGCAAAAAAUAAAAGCAGUAGUCAUAUUGUACCUUUACAGACAGGUGUACAUCAUCAUUCUGAACUGAGCAGGUCAGAGCUUCUCCAGAGCAGAGGGGCGUGUCAGGGGUUUCCAGAAAAAUCAGAGUCUCUACUUACUCAUGAAAUGAGGGCAGAUGAGAAUGACCUGGGAUUUUCCAUUUUAGUUAAAGGUUUCACUUUCUCUGUGGUUAUUUCUCCAUCUACGGCACAAGCAAGUGUUCAGUUCUGUUCAAUCAUAUCCACAAAAAAUUUAAAAAAAAAAGGAAACUGCUCUUCUUCUAGCAUCUUCGACAUGAUGAAACUUUUGGGAGCACCUGCUCUGGACCAUUUUAGAAAUGAACUUAUGUGUUUUCAAAGUCUUGCAAAUGUCAAAUUUGGAGCUUUGGCAAAAACGUAACCAUGGAAUAUCAAGCAUUGAAAUAAAACCUCCUGUCAUCAAAG
This is a messenger RNA of Seriola aureovittata, 5015 nucleotides long. RefSeq lists its product as uncharacterized. Bases 476 to 3355 code for a protein of 959 amino acids. The record is from RefSeq and is a predicted model, not a curated record. Gene Ontology annotation, molecular function: protein tyrosine/threonine phosphatase activity; MAP kinase tyrosine/serine/threonine phosphatase activity; G-protein beta-subunit binding. NCBI's taxonomy places the organism in Eukaryota, Metazoa, Chordata, Actinopteri, Carangiformes, Carangidae. Gene Ontology annotation, biological process: negative regulation of JUN kinase activity; protein dephosphorylation; G protein-coupled receptor signaling pathway. Gene Ontology annotation, cellular component: cytosol; cytoplasm; heterotrimeric G-protein complex. The transcript has 6 exons.